This is a messenger RNA of Acinonyx jubatus (cheetah), 1013 nucleotides long. RefSeq names its product olfactory receptor 4K15-like. The coding region runs from base 48 to 1013 and encodes 321 amino acids. Gene Ontology annotation, cellular component: membrane. The record is from RefSeq and is a predicted model, not a curated record. Gene Ontology annotation, molecular function: G protein-coupled receptor activity; olfactory receptor activity. The transcript has a single exon. Gene Ontology annotation, biological process: G protein-coupled receptor signaling pathway. NCBI's taxonomy places the organism in Eukaryota, Metazoa, Chordata, Mammalia, Carnivora, Felidae.
UCUAUUAAUGUUUCUCUCUGUAGGUACUGCUCUUGUAGCCUGAGACCAUGGAUCAAGGAAAUUAUUCUAGGGUAGCUGAGUUUGUGUUGCUGGGACUCUGUAGUUCAUGGAAGCUCCAGUAUUUCUUCUUCGUGUUGUUUAACUUCUUGUACAUUGCCAUUGUACUUGGCAACCUCCUCAUUGUCCUCACCGUGAUUUCUGAACCUGCCCUGCACACACCCAUGUACAUCAUGCUUGGUAACCUUUCUGUUCUUGAUGUAUUUCUAGCCACUUAUGCAACCCCCAAGAUGAUUCAUGACUUCAUUUAUGAAUCUAAGACUAUCUCCUUUGAGGGCUGCAUGGCCCAGAUAUUCUUGCUCCAUGUCUUUGCUGGUGGUGAGAUGGUGCUUCUUGUAGCCAUGGCUUAUGACAGGUAUGUAGCCAUAUGCAAACCUCUCCAUUAUACAACCAUCAUGAACUUGUACAAGUGUACAGGCCUGGUGGUAGGCUCUUGGGUCAUUGGGAUCAUGCACUCCCUGAGCCAGUUAGCUUUCACUAUAAACUUGCCUUUCUGUGGCCCAAACAUAGUGGACAGUUAUUACUGUGACCUUACCUUGGUCAUUAAACUUGCUUGCACAGAUACUUAUGUCCCUGAACUGUUGAUGCUUUUGGACAGUGGUCUCAUGGGGGUGACUUCAUUCUUACUCUUGCUGAUCUCUUACACAGUCAUCCUAAUCACUGUACAACAUCAUUCCUCAGUGGGCAGGGCCAAGGCCCGCAGUAUUCUGACUGCGCACAUCACUGUAGUGACCCUCUUUUUUGGGCCCUGUAUCUUCAUCUAUGCCUGGCCUUUCAGCAACUUCCCAGUGGAUAAAGUCCUUUCUGUGUUCUCUACGGUCUUCACACCUAUAUUGAACCCCAUUAUCUACACACUGAGAAACAAAGAGGUGAAGUCAGCAAUGCACAAGCUGAAGACCCGGUAUGUGAGUUACAGGCUGCUUUCCCACCUGUCUCUCACAAGACUGAUUUGCUGA